AUGACGUGGAGUAAUCUGCAAAAUGCUACUACAGAUUCGUUAGGCUAUCCAGAUCCACGCUACUCGACAUCUCGGAGCUUGACAGCGUUCUCGUGCACCGGAGGUGCCCGCAAUUGCCCAGACGACGGUCAAUAUGCUUCUGCUGGAGGCAACCUCACCUUAACUAUCGUGGAAAUGCGUAACUUGCCUGAUCUCGACAGCUUCGGACUAGCGGGUCUCGAGACGGACGCCUACGUUGAAGCUCUUAUCGGAGACAAUCUCCGCACCUCGGGUGUCGUAUGGAACUCUCUCAACCCCAUCUGGCUGCCUUGUGCUGAGCCUGGUUGCACCGGGGAUGGCGACGUCGUACGGGACCUGAAUUUCGGAUUUCGACCUGCCGGGACGGAGAUUGUUGUUCGCGUUUGGGAUAAAGACAGCGGCCUUGAGUUCGGCGACGAUCUCGUCGCUCAAGUUACGCUCAAUGCUAUUUACUGCUCAGCUUUCUCCGCGAUAAAGCAAAAGUUGCCGUCGAAUGAUACGUCGACGUGGGCACUAGCCGAGCAACCGAUGUGUGUGGAAGAGCUCUGGGUCCCUUUGAGUGAAAGUGGAGACUGUACCGAUGCCAAGUCGUCAGCACCGUGUAUGCGUAUCCGCAUGACGGCCAUCCCGUUCCAGAUGCGAACAGAGGAAGUGUUCGUGCCAGGCGCCUUGAUCAAUGGAGGAAUGGGUGGCUUCUUUCCUGAUGAGCAGUCGUGGUUCUACGGUAGAGUCUAUUCGAGCUCGGAUACACGGUUAUUGAGUUAUUACCGAAUGGCGGACUCGCAAGGCGGCCUACUAAUCCGUUCAUUGAGUACUUCUAACAACCAUAAAGGCAACACGUCGUUGAUCAGUACGUACGGCUACGCCCCAUACGCACGCGUAACGUUUAACUUUGCAGCUCAACUCUUCGUGUUUCGGCGCGUGGACGACGCAGCUUCAUCGCCGGACUGGCUCAACAAAACGUUCGGCUGGAUCGAGACGCGUGAGUACGCUCAACUGAUGGACGUCGCCGGUGACUUUAAGGCUGUAGCGCAGAAUUUCACUCCACAUUCUGUCAACAAAUAUGGAGACGCUGAAGGCCGAGGAGUUAUCACGGGGGCCAAUGUGGCUCUCAAUUACACGGACACGACGCUGAGUAUGUACUUUAUUGUGGCUGUCCCGCACGAGUCCUUUGACGUCGUACCUGCCGUCUACUCGAAGGAGUUCUCGCGAGGGAUAUUCCUCGAGAUAACUGUCCAAUAUGGACCGACCUUCGCGUUUCUGAUGAUUCUCGUGGUGCGAUAUCUGCGACGUAUGCACUGGCGAAUUGAGCGUGUACAGUCAUUCCUGGCUGAGAAAACCAAAGCGAAGAAACCUGACAUUGUGGCUCAACUUUUCUUUUGCUACGGAGAUGGCGACAACAAUGCACAAUUUCGACGUAAUUUGUACUACGCGACCUGGGCUGUGAAGAUUGUGAUCUUCUCGCCCGUAUUGAUGCUGUUGUCAUGGGGAGUAACGUCUAUUGUACUCGUGACACCGCCAGCAUUCGGCUUUGGAAUUGUUUUUCUAGGCAUUGGAGCUUUAGGAGGAAUCUACGCUGCCUCUGUGUGGAUACGUACGGGCUGGCGAAUGACGGCCCGAACGUUGUAUCUCUUCGCUGUGGCAUUCCUCGGCGCGUUUGUGUUUCUCUUCUCAGCUACGUUUGCAGAUCCGAAAGUGUACGUCGGAGGCGAAGACUUAGACUUCUUCUCGCUCUCGUCCAUUUUCCUCACUCUCAACAUGAUGCCGAUCGUCUGGCUCGCCUUCACUAACGAUUCGAAGCUCUCCAAGUCUCUUAAACAAGUCAUCGCUGUCGUGGGUGCCUCUAAGAAAGUCACUACACUCAAAAGCAAGUUCAAAAACCUCGGCACUCUUGGAUUAAAACUCGCCAAUGCAAAAAGUGACCACCAAGCAGUAGAGCACGAAGAGCCAAAGACCAAGCGGGAGCGGAAAGAAUCACCUUUCGCUGCUAUCUUAGGCGAUCACUACACAGUGGAGCAGUCGCUUCCAGGCUUGGAGUACGCCGACAUCCUUAAAAGUGCGUUCGUGACGUCUGCCUCGACACGAAGACGCAUGAAUCGUCGAUGUUACUGGUCUGCGCUGGCCACACUCGUGGUGUACUGCAUUGUGGCGAGUGCGUGGACAGAGUACGGUACCCAAGCGGUCGGAAUCUCCAUAACACUCGUACUGGUGGAUCUGUGCGUGUACAUGUUACACAGAGGCAAGAGCGCCAACAACUGGUCUGCAGGCUACGUGGUGUUUCUUCUGAGCGCUGUGCGGGUGUGUCUUGCAGUCACAUGCGGCAGGUACUGGAUCCUAGGCCACGCCUUCCUGUACAUGGUGUUCGGCACUGCUCUUUGUCGUGAAAUUAUCGGUAGAAACCUGCCUCGCAUGAACAAACAAGAGGCUGGAGGUGUCACGUUCUUCGGCCACGAUCCGCAAAAGGAACGUCAGCAACAAUUGGAUGUAGGUACGACACCAGAGUUUGUGCUCGGGUUCUUGUCUUUCUUCUAUCUCUUUUUGUUGCUUGGCGUCGCCUUUGGUUCCGACGCAAACCAGACCGUCCACGUCCCUGUCUUAGGACAGGAGUGGCCGUUGUGGAUCUUUGGCGUGCUGGCGUUCAUAGUUGUUCUCUUCGUGGGUCUCUCGCUUGCUACUUCGAGAGCAUUUUUCCUUCAGAAGGAGCAGCUUCUGUCUGACUACGCUAUGCACGUGUACCUGUUCGUUCAACCAUUGCGACUGCCAUUUAUGCUGGCUGCAGCUUCAGAAGUGCUCGUUAUCUGCUCAGGUUUAUUCGUCUAUGCGUCGACACAGUCAACGUUCAUCCUCGUCUCGUCAUUCUUUGCGCCACUCAUUCUCAUGUUGUCACUCGCUGUGCAUGUGCAGUGGAAAAAGAACGACUAUCGACUCGUGGUUUGGCCCCCCGAGGACGAGGAAGAAGACGUGCUAGAUGACGACGAUGACGGCGGGUUUUUGGACGCAGAAGCAGCACUGGAGAAGGAAGCUGAACUCAUGCGCGAAAACUUUGUCUUGCCUCCUCUGAAAGGCAAAGGGAACAACCACGUCUUCGAUAAUGCCGAUGAGACGUUUAAGAUGCCCAAUUUGCCAUCAAAAAGCUUGCUGGGGCUUGUUGGCGGUAAAGCUGCAGGCGUCGUGAGUCCAACGAAAAAACUAGGCUUGACAAGCUUACCAACGACUCUUUCCAUUAAACCCGCAAAGACGUCCCGUUGUGCUAGACUGAGAGAUCUCAUGACUGGGAAAAUUGGAUGUCGUGCCUUCUUCUCGCGUAAAACGUGGUCGAAAAAGUAUCGAGAAGCUGAUAGUCACUCUCCAACGGGCAAGCCUCUACUCAAUCGAAAUGGUGUUGCUAAUGCUACACAGAACGAUGACGACGAGGAAGUUACAAGCCCUCUACUUAAUGAGAAUGCCGCGAAUAACGCUGUCUUGGCUCGUCGGAAAACGGUGGCAUUAGGCGGUGAUGGCGAUGUCGAUUUUGCAAAGAUGACGCUGUACCAGGCUUAUCAGCAAGGCUUUCUACUGCCACAAGACCACAUGACUAUCGGCUGCUUUUUGGCGUUGUUGUUCCUGAUCAUGCUUUACGGCAUGAUCCUCACAGCGACAGAGAAUCCGUCUUGGCUAGGACAAGUGAUCUGGACGGGAGCCUAUGUGUUGAUAUUCACACUAUCUCCAACGAUCAAGUUCUUCAAGACGGCUACAUUCACUCCUGACAUGAAAUACUGCUUCGGUGGGAGUGCUGGACUUGCUUGGAGUACCGGCUUUGUGUUAUUCUUCGCUGUGUUGAAAGCUGAUGUGAACCAGGUGGAAUCUCUCGUUAUUCUCUCGAUUCUGGUCUUCUACCCAAUCUUCUUGUUGUUUGCAGUCACGCUAGGCCGCUGGCAAGACGAAAACUGGAUCAUUACCCGGCCAAUUCGACGUAUUGGUGGGGCCUGCUUGCUCGCCAUUGUGCUCUGGAUCUUGGAAAUGUAUGUCUUUGUGAGUGUGGCUCUUGGUGGCGCCUUGACUUUUCUACUAGCCUUGUUCCUGUUCAUCACGUACUACGUGGUGAAAUGGGUCGAGAACGACCGAUAUCUCGCCCCCGUGUACCAACGACAAGCCAGCCUCAUCGUGCUUAGUGCCACCGUUGCUGCUAUCAUCGCGGCUCUGGCGAUAGGAAUGAGUUUCUUCUCGUGUCUCUCGAUCGUCUUCGUGGUGCUUCUGCUCAAAUAUUCACUUCAGUUUGUUGCUGGCUGGAUUGUGGCAAAGAGUACAGCUGACGAGUCGGUCUUCUACUCUCCUUAUCUAUUCCCUGUCUUCUCGUACAAUGCCUUCACCAACAACGUCGUGGACGAGACGCACAAUGUGCUUCCGCUCUACAUGGUCUUCCUGCUGGUUUUCUUGUGGGGCGUAGCUGGUGUCAUGUUCUUCGAUCCUCUCGGCUUUGGGGUCGGCUUGUGUAGUCUCGUGCUGCUAGCUUUUGCUGGCGUCACUGCACAUUUGUGUGCCGUCACACCUGUACAGAUGGGCAUCGCAGCAAAAUACGUGAACGAAAUGAUCCUCAAAGACGCCAGUGAAGCGGCCCAAGCUGUUGCGAACCAUCGUAGUCAGCCUUUUACUCUCGAGUCUCCUGAGUUCGUGGAGCAAGAGCGUCGAGAAAAGAAAGCUGAGCUCGAAUUCCAAGCCAUUGCGUAUGGUGGCGGUGCUGCCUCAGCGUUUGCAAGUCGGAAGAAAGGAACGAAAGCAGUGGAGAUCAAGAUCGAAGAAGAAGUUGUGAAAGUCGUGCCCAGACUCACAUGCGGGGACAUCGCUCUUAGUAUCGAGGAUGUAGAUCGCCAAUGUCGAUGCAUCACAACUACUCACGGCCUCGACGUGCCUCGACCUGAUGGACUUUUGUCUUGGAGAGAAGUCAAGGAGGAUAUUUUCCAGCGUGGUGCUGGUCCUUUUGGCUUCUUGUAUGCGUUCACUGUUCCUCCACGAGUAUUCCGAUUCUUACGGUGGAAAUACAUCCCGUCAACGCUCAAGUGGAGAAGGAAGACCGCAGGUGACACCCAAACCGAUGACCAAGCCGACAUCCUCGAACGUGGCGACAGCGCGCUUAGAGUUACCAAUCGGAUUGAUAGAACACCAGCAGCUCCACCACGUGAUCUUGUGGAGUUAUUACUGCAGUUACCUGAGUUAGAUGCAGCGUUAGACCGUGCCUUCUACGAAGAAACUCGAUGUGUGAUCCACCUGCAGCUGCUGAUGUUAACAGCGUCUGACGCUCGAUUGAGUCGAGAGAAGAUUCUGUUCCAGAAGUUUUUACGGGAAAAUCGCUUCAAGCUCAUGUCGAACGGUAUCAGUCCUCCAGCGAACGUCUUCCGUACGAGUUCCUUUGCGUCGAUUGAUAUCCCGUUGGUAGCUGUGUGGCUACUCUCGCUCACUCCAGAAUCUCGCGCCAGAUUCCAUGCACUCAAGGCAGCAUUCAACCAGGAAAUGGAGCGCACAGACACCAUCGUCGAUGCCGAGGAUCGUGCUGCUCUUGUCGCUCAAAAAGAGCUACGAGAGCACUGGGCGCCACGUGAAGCUGAGCAAUGUCGUCAACGGAUGCAAGAGUUCCUGGCUCGUCGACUACGUCGUGAAAGCGAAGGCAUCUUAACCGAGGAAGAAGAAAGCAACCACGGAUACGAUGAGGGACUCGUGAAUGCGAGAGAAGCGCUGCUGGAGAUCGAGUCGGGAUACUCGUGCGUUCCAGGCGAGUUUGGUCGAUCUCUACAGUUCGUGGAUCGAGAGUUUCCUCCAGACACAACCUCGCUCGCUGGAUGUUCACAUGAAACGGAGAUUGCACCACAAUGGAAAGUCUCGUCGGCUAUCAACAUUGCGUCAGGACUGUUUGACGGAGGCACAGACCCCGACGAUGUUCGUGUUGGUCGUCUGGAUGAUGCCUGGUUGCUGAGUGCACUGAGUAUUAUGGCAGCGUCAGGUGGCGUGGAUGAUGGCAAAGUAGACGAGCUUAUCGAUCGGUUGUUCGUGACCAAGCAGACUUCACUCACAGGAGCGUAUGCCCUGCGCCUCUACCAGAACUGCCAAUGGGAGACUGUCAUUGUUGACGACUAUUUCCCAGUGUUAUACGACUCGGCUGGCUUGGACGCAGGGGGUGACGCAGAGCUCUCGGUUAGUGCUGGCGCUGCAUUCGCGCACAGUCGCGACUUCGAGGAGCUGUGGGUGCCGCUGGUGGAGAAAGCGUUCGCGAAAUACUGCGGUGGAUAUGCAGCAUUGGAAGGUGGCUAUGUGCACCAUGCACUUCGCGUUCUAUCUGGCUGCGAGUGCGAUGAAGUAUACUUGGCACCGGCAGCACGAGGUGCAUUGAAGAAAACGCUGUGGCAGCAGUUGAAGUUGUUUCGCAAGAACCGGUUCCUGUUGGGUGCAGCCUCACUACCAAGUGAGCACGCAGACCCAGCACUACGUGCAUCCGGCUUGGUGUUUGAUGCCUGCUACGUGAUCUAUGACGUGCGCGAUGUGGAUGGCGCGCAACUCUUGCAACUGCGAAAUCCGCCAGGCGAUCACCAGGAAUGGAAAGGCGACUGGAGCGAUAGUUCGCGUCUUUGGACUCGUCGUCUGCGCAAGCGUCUGGGUGUGCGGAAGGGCGACGACGCUGGAGACGAUAACACCUUCUGGAUGAGCUUUGACGACUUCUGCCACGCCUUCCGAGCGCUCUACGUGUGCCGCUAUUAUGAUCCCGACAAGUGGGCCGUCAAUACGUUGGAUGCACGCUUCUCGCGCGAAGACGCUACCUCCAGUGGCCUGCCUACACGGCAUAACCCUGGGUGCACGGGACUAGACAACAACCCGCACUUUUCGCUGCGCGUUUCGCGUCCAACCGAGGUUAUCGUGACAGUCACGCAGGUCGACUCACAUGGCAUGGCACCGGUGACUGUGCUGCCGAUCGCUGUGUACAUUGUAGCUCAUCGAGACCAGAAAGAUCGAGCGCGACGUGUAACCGCUCUUAAUCAGGACAACGUCACAGCACAUAGCGGUGUCCCGGCUCGCAGGCGUGAAGUUCGAAUACAAGCCGAGCUGGCUGCUCGUACGUACACGUUGUUGGUGGCUGCGUACGUGAGCAGCAUGGAGGGUCCGUUCCGCGUGCACGUGCAGAGUAACUAUCCCGUGGAGCUCCAGCAGAUCUGGCCUGCAGCUUGGAAGACUGGUAAUGGCACAAUGGUUGCAGUACCCCACGGAACCCUGGUCGAGAGGAUUGCUGAGAAGAUGAAGCAGACCGUGACAGAGUCUGCUGCUGGCGCGAAGAUCAUGGCCAAGACGCACGAACUCGCUGAUAAGAUUGCAGCCGGUGCAGCUAUCGUAGACAACGUCAUGCGAGAUGAAGAGAGUAUUCUAGAAGAGCAACUCGCCAACCAACAGCAGGUCGAAUCGGACGAGGUCGAGCGCCAAGAGACCCGCCUGACUGGUAAGAAGAAGAAGAAGACGAAUUCUGAAGGUCUGCAGCCCAACCCGUGGAUAGAGCAAUGGGACGAAGGUGCUGGCAAGCCCUUCUACUUCAACAAACAGACCGGUGUGUCGUCCUGGGAGAAACCCGCAGACUUCUAG
Phytophthora infestans T30-4 is the source of this 7614-nucleotide messenger RNA. RefSeq lists its product as uncharacterized. Bases 1 to 7614 code for a protein of 2537 amino acids. Gene Ontology annotation, molecular function: calcium-dependent cysteine-type endopeptidase activity; protein binding. NCBI's taxonomy places the organism in Eukaryota, Oomycota, Peronosporomycetes, Peronosporales, Peronosporaceae. The record is from RefSeq and is a predicted model, not a curated record. Gene Ontology annotation, cellular component: cytoplasm. The transcript is spliced from 4 exons. Gene Ontology annotation, biological process: proteolysis.